CGAAUCGUGGAGAAUUUGGAGAGCUUCUCCUUCAAAGAGAGCUUCCAUGGCGCGUUCUCCUCCGCGAACGCGGCCAUUCAGCUCAUUCUCACGAGAGUGAAGUAAAGAGAGGAUGGAGGCAAUCGGACGGACACCAAUGCCCACGAUAAGAACACGACUAAGUCACGAAGCUUACAUUAUGAAGAAGAAGAAGAAGAAGACGAACAGGGGAGCUCCUCCAAUUCACUCUUAAUUUUCCAAUGUGUCGAUAGCGAGCGACAAAGAUGAAAGAGGGUCUGGCAAUUCUCCUCUGCAUCGCGUUUAUUCUUCGUCAGAUUUCUUCGCAGACUCCAGGGCCAGAGUUUCUGAGCUUGUCAUGUGGAUCGUCGAGCAAUUUCACAGAUAAAACCACUGGGCUUAUUUGGAUUCCAGAUGCGAGUUUUGUGAACAACGUAGGCAUCACGUCGAGCAUCCAAGGUAAUUCUGUGAGAUACUUCCCAUUCUCCAAGACCACGCGCAACUUCAAUUGCUACGACAUCGCUCACCAAGCCGGCUUGCAUCUCACGAGAGCAACUUUUAGAUAUGGAAACUACGACACGCGCAGAAGGCCUCCCUCGUUCCAGUUUGUCAUGAACCAGACUGUGGUGUCAACGGUGGACCUUUCGUCCAGGGACCCUUGGAUUGAGGAACUUGUGUGGACUUCUUCCACUGCCGGCGCUACAGCCUUCUGUUUGCUCGCGACUUCAGAAGGUGGUGUUCCAGUUAUCUCGUCUUUAGAAUUUCGGCCGCUCGAAGAAAAUGCUUAUGACGCAGCUACAUCGAGACUAGACCGUGGCGCAAUGCUGCAAAUGAUCUACAGGAUCAACUGUGGUGAAACGACGAAGACACUGAGAUAUCCAGAUGAUCAACAGGAUCGCAUAUGGGAUAUUGAUACCAACUAUUUUCCUACAGACUCAACAGCUUCAAUCUAUAAUGGUUCCAUAAACUCAAGUGCACCAGCAGCACCCCAAUCGAUUCUCCAGACAUCUAGAGUGGGUUCAGGAAAUGCUCUCAGCUACCUUCUCGCUGUCGCUGAUAGGAAAAUGACGCAAAGCUAUUUUAUCGUCGCACACUUUGCAAUGCUGACCAACACCACCAGUCAAACGUCCUUCGACAUUCUGCUAAAUGGGAACUCGAGCAAGUCAAGCUUUCUUCUCCCCGGUAGCUUUCAGGGGACUUCGUAUUCCUUUACUGGGAAUUCGACCACCUCGCGAUCGGCCGAGAGUUCAUCAACACUCAACAUUACUUUACAGGGCAUUGCUGGUUCGCCAGAGAUAAACGCAUUGGAAGUUUACCGUCCAGUUAGUAUUGUUCCUCCGACAACGAGUGCUGAUGUCACAUCUCUAAGUUCCAUUUGUUCAUAUUACACGAUAACGCUGGGCGACCACGAUCCUUGCUUACCAGUCCCAUGGAACGGAGUGAAGUGCUCAUCUGUACAAUCUCCUCAAGUGGAAUUUUUGGAUCUUUCUGGCAAGGGAUUGAGGGGUUCCUUGUAUCCUCAAGUGGGAGACCUUUCCGGGCUAACAUAUCUAAACAUUUCAAACAAUCAACUUUCUGGAAUUAUUCCCGUCAACCAGUGGGAUUUGUCAGCGCUUGAAACUUUGGAUCUGAGCUACAACCAGCUGUCCGGAGCACUCUCUUUGGAUUCACGUUCAUUACAGAACUUAAAGCUGCUGAACUUGCAAAAUAACAGCUUAAGUGGUGAGCUUGAUUCCUUGGUGAAUUUACCGAAUCUACAAUCAGUGAAUGUUGCAAACAACAAUUUCUCGGGACAGAUUCCAGCUGCGCUCGUGGGAAAACUUCAGUUUAACGGAAAUCCUUGUCUUGGCUCUGCAGACUGCUCUCAAGCUGCAGCAGUGCCUCCGGCCCCAGGUCCGGAAACAGGCAUUGUUGUGGAUCUCAAGAGCAACAGCCAAACGAAAAAAGUUAUUGGUAUCGCUACUGGUAGCGCUAUAGCUGCUAUUUUGGUUCUUGCUCUUGGUUUCCUUCUGUUACGAAGAAACCGGAGCAAGGAAAAAUCAUUUGAAAGAGAAAUAAGGGCGGGUUCAAGAGACCUCAUUGGAUGCAAAGAGUUCUCGUACAGAGAGCUCAGCACUGCAACAAACGGCUUCAAGACCGAGCUCGGUAAAGGAAGCUUUGGUCCGGUUUAUCAUGGGAGACUUGCAAACGGUCAGGAAGUCGCCAUCAAAGUCCGAUCAGAUGCGUCUCAGCUUGGAGCCGACUCGUUUAUCAAUGAGGUGAGCCUACUAUCUCGUGUACACCAUCAAAAUCUCGUGGAACUGGUAGGCUUCUGCCAAAAGUCCAAGAAGCAACUUCUUGUAUACGAGUUUAUGGGAGGAGGGACGUUAAUGGAGCACCUCUAUGGCUCAAAGUCUCCAUUAGAUUGGAAAGCACGGGUAAAGAUAGCCGUGGGUGCUGCGACAGCACUGGAUUACCUUCACAAUGGGAGCGACUCCAAGAUCAUUCACAGGGACGUGAAGAGCACCAAUAUCCUUCUCGACUCGGGGAUGAAUGCCAAGGUAGCAGACUUUGGGCUCUCCAAGCACGUCACUAGGAUUGAUGCGACGCACGUCACAACUCUGGUAAAAGGCACGGUUGGAUAUCUCGAUCCAGAAUACUAUGCCUCAAACCAGCUUACCGAAAAGAGUGAUGUUUAUAGCUUUGGGGUGGUGCUUUUGGAGCUCAUUUGUGGAAGAGAGCCACUCAGUGACCGCGUUCCUGCCGAUCAAUACAGCAUCAUCACUUGGGCAAGACCAUAUCUCCUGAGUGGAUCGUACAACGAAGUCGUGGAUAGAAACAUCGCAGGGCGAUUUAGCAUUGGAAGCAUGGCAAUCUUCGCGAAUGUGGCAGCAAAAUCAGUGGCAAGAGACCCAAACGAGCGACCCAAGAUGAGCCAAGUGUUGCGAGACCUGAGGGAAGCCCAAGCAUUCGAAACUGCCAUGUAAUUAAGAAGCAUUUAGUGUUCGUCUCAAACAACCCAAA
Molecule: messenger RNA, 3000 nt
Organism: Selaginella moellendorffii
Lineage: Eukaryota; Viridiplantae; Streptophyta; Lycopodiopsida; Selaginellales; Selaginellaceae
Product: probable LRR receptor-like serine/threonine-protein kinase At5g48740
Exons: 18
Coding region: 264-2963 (899 amino acids)
Biological process (GO): protein phosphorylation
Molecular function (GO): protein kinase activity; ATP binding; protein binding
Source: RefSeq, a predicted model, not a curated record